AUGUCGGACGCAGAGCAAGACUCCAUCUUAGGGAAACGUUCGCGGAUACAAGGUGACGGGAAGGAGCCAGACACACUGGAAGCUGUGAACCAAGAGGGAGAGGACAAUGAUGACUCGCAGUCUGAGGAUGUUGGACCUAUGCCCAUGCCGGUCGACGUUGAGAGCAAUGGGGGAGUAAAAAAGAAACGCAAAGUCCUACCUCACGAGCAACUUUACCUCAGCCAUCUCCCCAACGCAGACCAGUACUACAAAAGCUUCAUGCACCGCGAUGCCAUCAACUUUUGCGUUGUAACAAAGACAGACUUUUUGAUAACGACGUCUAUUGACGGGCAUCUGAAGUUGUGGAAAAAGCAAGAUUUAGGAAUUGAAUUCGUCAAGCAUUACCGUGCACAUAUGGCACCUGUAGUGGGUGUAUCAGCGAGUGCAGAUGGUCAACUUUUUGCAAGUGUAUCAGAAGAUGGUAGCGCAAAAGUGUUCGAUGUUGUGAAUUUUGACAUGAUCAACAUGAUUAAACUGGGUUUUACACCCCAUGCGUGUUGUUGGGUUCACCGCAGAGGGCAGGCUCAGGGCCUGUUGGCAGUCUCAGAGCUAGGUACUGGUGUUAUUCGGUUAUACGAUGGUCGUGGCGAUGAUAAGCCAUUAAUUACAAUUGACAAAUUGCAUCGCUUCCCCGUACACGUUAUGUCGUACAGCGAUCGGUAUGAUACCGUAAUAUCAGCAGACGAGAAUGGAUUUAUAGAAUAUUGGCAACCAUCUGAAUCUUUUGAGCCCCCCAAGAAUGUCCCCGGAAUGUGGUCAUACAAAAGUGAAACAGAUUUGUAUGAAUUCAAAAAAGCCAAGUCGAUACCCACAUGCCUGACGCUCUCCCAAGAUUCUUCCGCUUUCGUAACGUUCUCCCUGCCAGACCGACAAAUACGCACAUUUUCUUUCCUCUCAGGAAAGCUCACUCGAAAAUACGACGAGUCGUUAAUAGCUAUACAGGAAAUGCAGCAAGCAGGUACUGCUGUUUAUAAGGUCGAUGAUAUGGAAUUCGGUCGUCGAUUAGCAGCAGAGCGAGAGCUAGAGAUGCCUGGGCCUGAUGGACGCAUUCCUGCCAUGUGGAGUAAUGCUAUAUGGGACGAAAGCGGAGCGUUUAUUCUUUAUCCGACUCUCUUGGGCAUCAAAGUCGUCAAUAUUGUCACGAAUCGAGUUGUUCGGUUAUAUGGUAAGGACGAAGUAGUGCGGUGGCUCAACUUAAGCCUCUAUCAGGGUGCCCCUGCUAAAAAGGGUCUCACUACACUGGCAAUGGCUGCUUCCGCAAAUCCCAUUCUGGCCGACAAAGGCACUAGGGAUCCAACGCUUUUCUGCACAGGAUAUAAGCGUCAGCGCUUCUACAUGUUCACUCGCUCAGAGCCCGAGGAUACCAAAUCUGGCGACCGAGAUGUCUUCAAUGAACGCCCCACCCGUGAAGAGCAAAAUAUUGCAUCUGCAACUCCUGCCCUUGGCAGAGGUGGCCCACCUCCUCUGGCUUCCUCUGCUACAAUCCACACUUCAAUGGGCGACAUUCACCUCCGUCUCUUCCCCAACCAAGCACCGAAAGCUGUGGAGAACUUUGUCGGUCACUCGCGCAGUGGAUUCUUCGAAGGUGUCAUUUUCCACCGUGUCAUUCCAAAGUUCAUGAUCCAGACUGGCGAUCCACUUGGUGAUGGUACCGGGGGGAAUUCGAUCUGGGGUCGAGAGUUUGAAGACGAGUUUGCAGAUGACCUGAAGCACGAUCGACCAUAUACAGUGAGCAUGGCGAACGCAGGACCAGGAACAAAUGGUUCGCAGUUUUUCAUCACCACCACAGCUACCCCAUGGUUAGAUAGGAAACACACGAUAUUUGGUCGCGUGUUUUCUGGGCUUGAAGUCGUACACGCUAUCGAAAAUGUGAAAGUGAACAAAUUGGACAAACCACUGGAGGAUAUCAAGAUCGUAAAUGUUGAUAUAGAUUAGGGCCUUGGUCAUGUUCCUCGAGAUAGUGCGUCAAUGUAUACUGUAUGUAACGACAUAUCUAUCUUUUAGUACCCUUGAGUCAGAGGGCCACACGAUCGAAUGUAUCAACAUGGUGAAGAAUGG
Molecule: messenger RNA, 2097 nt
Organism: Serpula lacrymans var. lacrymans S7.9
Lineage: Eukaryota; Fungi; Basidiomycota; Agaricomycetes; Boletales; Serpulaceae
Exons: 11
Coding region: 1-1974 (657 amino acids)
Biological process (GO): protein folding; protein peptidyl-prolyl isomerization
Molecular function (GO): peptidyl-prolyl cis-trans isomerase activity; protein binding
Source: RefSeq, a predicted model, not a curated record